Messenger RNA from Parnassius mnemosyne (clouded apollo), 2805 nucleotides. The record is from the annotation of a GenBank genome assembly. NCBI's taxonomy places the organism in Eukaryota, Metazoa, Arthropoda, Insecta, Lepidoptera, Papilionidae.
AUGUUUUAUGCACACUUUGUGCUGGCCAAAAAAGGCCCUUUGGCCAAGAUUUGGCUGGCCGCACACUGGGACAAGAAAUUAACAAAGGCUCAUGUUUUUGAAACGAAUAUUGAGAAGUCGGUCGAUGGAAUACUUAAACCCAAAGUGAAAAUGGCUUUACGAACUUCAGGCCAUCUGUUGCUUGGUGUAGUAAGGAUCUAUUCAAGGAAAGCAAAGUAUUUACUCCAAGAUUGUAAUGAGGCUUUUGUCAAGAUUAAGAUGGCCUUCAGGCCUGGUAUGGUGGAUUUGCCUGAAGAACAUAGAGAGGCUGCUAUGAAUGCCAUUACAUUGCCAGAGGUCUUUCAUGACUUUGACACAGCUAUGCCUGAACUCAAUGAGGUGGAUAUUGAAGCACAGUUCUCAUUGAACCAAUCAAGAGCUGAAGAGAUUACAAUGAGGGAAGAUUAUGGUUCCCUAAACCUGGUUACACAUGAUGAUGGCUUUGGUGACAUGGGAUUUGACACUGAACAUCCUGAUAUAAUGAGAGAAGCUAUUGGUACUGAAGGAGCCUUGGAGCAGAGUAACCUGCUGUUUGCGGAGGGAUCUUCGUUGGAGUUGACGGGCAAGGAGGCGGGGCCUAGUGAGCCGCGUGAAACUCCGCGUCUUGAAGCCGCGCCGCAGCACAUGGACGACGGCUUCGGUGCCACCAUUGCUGAAGUACCUGACUUUGGACAUGCGGGAGGUUUGUUCGAAGGCGAUCUGUUCGGCGACGUGACGGCGGGCACGUCGUCGGCCGCUGCGGCGGGCCUACCUGGCACCACCACCCAGCCGCAAUCUUUGCAGGCAGAGAUAGAAGCGGCAGGAGAACGAGCAGCUGAGGCUGAUGCGGCGGCCGGCGAAGCGCACGACUCUGACGAGGAAAUGGGUGACCACUAUGACGCCGGGAAUUCGCCGCCACACAGCUGGGGUGGGUCGCCCCCGCCGCCCCCCACCCCGCACGAGGCGGCGCGCGGCGUGGAAGCCGCUGGCGCCGAGCUGAUGCCGCCGCCCGCCACUCCCCGCCCGCCCUCCACGAGGCCCAUGGAGGUAGAUGAACCUGAAAUAGCUGCUGAAGCAGCAAGGCCAAUAACUCCCGCGCCAGCUUUGGACUCCACCACUUUGCUACAAAAUGACGAGGAAUCCUUCGCACUAGCGCCCGUGGACGCCACAGUUCUCAAAGGCGUAACAAAAACAAAACGAAAGCGCAAGCUGAUCGUGGAUGAAGUGAAGAACAUAUCUGGUGAAGAAAUGAAGAAUCAACUCAGUAAUACUUCAGACAUUGUCACUACUUUGGACCUUGCUCCGCCUACUAAAAGACUGAUGCAUUGGAAGGAAACUGGUGGUGUAGAAAAAUUAUUCUCCUUACCUGCCAGGCCUAUACCUUCACAAGUAUUGUUUAAGAAAUAUCAGCGCAAUAUGACAUUAAGAAGUGAAGCAGAAGAGGUCGAGGCUGCGCGCUCGCCGGAGCCCGAGCCCGCGCGGCGAGCGGCUCGGAAACGUCGCCAUGAAGAGGCAAUACAGCCUCCAGAGACACCAGCCCCACCACCAACGGUAGAAAUGGAACCACCCACACCAGUGCCUCAAGAAUAUGAACCAUCAGUUGCCUCCGAACGUGUCUUCGAGCCCGCUUCACCGCAGAGUCCGCGUACUGAAGACGUUGAAGCACCUCAGACUCCUGGUGGCAUGCUGAGUACUUUAGGUCCGCCCUUAACGCCCGGUGUGCUAGGGCCUUUAACACCUGGUACACUGCUAGACGGAGGUCUGACGCCUGGCGGUUUACCACAUGGAGCUAUAACGCCAGGCGGACUUCCACAUGGCGGCAUGACUCCCGCAGGUCUACAGCACGGCGAACCGCAGCCUAUGGAUCUGGGACUGGGAGCAGGUAUGACUCCUGGUGGUAUGACGCCCGGUGGUAUGACGCCAGGUGGUAUGACACCAGGUGGUAUGACACCAGGUGGUAUGACGCCAGGUGGUAUGACCCCAGGUGGUAUGACGCCAGGUGGUAUGACCCCAGGUGGUAUGACUCACGGCCUGGGUUUAGAAAGCGGAAUGACGCCAGGUGGUUUGGUUCAUGGAGGGCUAACUCCAGCUGGCCUUCAACAUGGCGGAAUGACACCAGGCGAUCUAGUUCACGGGGGCAUCACGCCAAUGGGACUGGAGCACGGCGGGAUGACACCGUCGGAAUUACAACAUGGUGCGCUACUGCAGCACAGUAUGGAGCAGCUGCCGAUGAUGCCUCAGCUUGGGGGAGAACAAGUAUCGACAUUAUUAUCCCGGACAGUACCUACUACGCAGCCGUUGCAGCAUGAUUUACCACACACAGUGCCUAUGGAACCACUACCAUUACAUGGAUUGGAUGAACAAACAGAUUAUCAGACUAGUAUGCAAAUGACCAAUUUAGGAUAUGACGAACAACAGCCGCCUCCUAGUCCGCCGCAUGAUUACGAUUUGCCUCUCAGUGUGGAAGCUGGGUCAGAAGGCGGGCGCGGCGGGUGCGGGGCGCGCGAGGAGCGCGAGGCGGGCGAGACGGAGGAGCAGUUCUCGGAGCGCGUGCUCAACCGGCGCGCCGCGCAGCUGUUCGCCGCCAUGCGCCCGGCGCUCGCCGCGCGCCGCAGCCUGCCCUUCGCCGACGUGGCGCCGCCGCACAACACCCGGAAGCAGGUGGCGCAGAAAUUCUACAGUUUAUUAGUACUCAAGAAACAUCAAGUUUUGAAACUGGAACAACAAGAAACAUAUGGACCCAUAACAAUAUCAAGAGGCGAACAGUUCGAAACGGAUGCGAUUUAA